UCUGCAGCCCCGCGCCCUAUUAUGGACUUCCUGGAGGCAGAGUGCGGCUGGAACCUGUCCUUCUCAGGCUCUGGCUACCUGGGCCUCUACCACGUGGGUGUCACCGAGUGUCUCCGCCAGCGAGCACCGCGCCUCAUCCAGGGGGCCCGCCGCUUCUAUGGCUCUUCCUCGGGCGCGCUCAACGCCGUGAGCAUUCUCUGUGGCAAGUCCGCAGACUUCGCCUGCUCCAAUCUCCUGGGCCUGAUGAAACACGUGGAGCGGCUGAGCCUGGGCAUCUUCCAUCCAGCCUAUGGACCCAUUGAGCACAUCAGGAAAAAGCUGCAAGAUAGCCUUCCGGACAACUGCCAUAUUCUGGCCUCCCAGAGGCUAGGCAUCUCCAUGACCCGGUGGCCUGAUGGCAAGAACAUCAUAGUCACUGAUUUUGCCACUCGGGAUGAACUCAUCCAGGCUCUGCUCUGCUCCUUGUAUUUCCCCUUAUACUGUGGGGUAAUUCCCCCGGCGUUCAGAGGGGAGCGCUUCAUCGACGGGGCUCUGAGCAACAACCUGCCCUUCUCCGAUUGCCCCACCACCAUCACAGUCUCUCCUUACAACGGGACAGUGGACAUCUGUUCCCAGAGCACCUCACAAAAUCUUUUUGAGCUAACCGCCUUCAACGCCAGUUUCCAGAUCUCUACCAGGAACUUCUUUCUGGGGGUCAUAUCUCUGUUUCCCCCCAAGCCUGAGGUGGUGGCUGACUACUGCAGACAAGGUUAUCUGGAUGCCCUGAGGUUCCUGGAGAGACGGGGACUUACCAAGGAGCCAGUGCUGUGGUCGCUGGUAUCUAAGGAGCCUCCAGCCCUUGUGGAGGGGCCCAGGGGCACUGACCAUGACCAGGGCCAGAAGGCUGGCCCAAGUAUCAGGUGGGACGUCCCCCAUGUGCUGGUCAAGGAUGUGCCUGACUUCGAGCUGCUGUCACCGGAGCUGGAGGCUGCACUGAGAAAGGGAUGCAAGAGGGACUUCUGGGCCCAGAUCCAGUGUUCAGUGCCAGGGAAGGUACUGACCUACCUGCUACUGCCUUUCACGCUACCCUUCGAGUAUGUCUACUUUCGGGGCAGGAGGCUGAUACAGUGGCUUCCUGAGGCACCAGAUGACUUGUCUUGGAUGCAGGGCCUACUGAAGAGUACCACCCUUGAGGUCUAUUCCAUGGCCAAGUCAUGGCUUCUCAGGUUGGUCAGCCCACUUGUCACCAGUGCAGACUCUGAUCUCCUCCGGCAGCCGAGGACAGCUGCAUCUAACGGUUCCUUCAACCACAGACUUGCUGAUUGUGCACUGGGCUAG
Arvicanthis niloticus (Nile rat) is the source of this 1317-nucleotide messenger RNA. Lineage: Eukaryota; Metazoa; Chordata; Mammalia; Rodentia; Muridae. The record is from RefSeq and is a predicted model, not a curated record.